Messenger RNA from Rotaria socialis, 384 nucleotides. The record is from the annotation of a GenBank genome assembly. NCBI's taxonomy places the organism in Eukaryota, Metazoa, Rotifera, Eurotatoria, Philodinida, Philodinidae.
AUGCAUAGCAAUAGUUAUUCUUUCUGUCUGAACAUGCAACGAUUAGCUACAGAGUUGACUAUAUAUCCAGAUUGCUAUCUACAAAUUCGCCGUGCGAAAAUGACAAUAUUCACUGAUAUUGCUGAAACAGCAACUGUUUCCGAAUUAAAACAAACUCUUGGUUAUAUACUUCACUUAGAUCCUAAUAUAAUACGUUUAAUUUCAAAAGGUCAAAUACUUGAUGCCGAUACUAAACGUCUAAAUGAAUGUGGUAUCACAACAAAAGAAGCUCGUCCACAAAAUCCAUUUCAAUUAGAGUUCACUCUUAAACUAGAUGAUGGUACCUAUGAAAACGUUGAAAUUAUCCCUUAUGCAAUACAAAAUUCUUCGUCGAAUGAUGAAUAG